GAGAAGGAGGGAAAGGUAGGGUGAGAGAGAGAGAGAUUUGUAUCAAGGAAAUGGCUCAUAUGAUUACAGAGGCGGGAAAGUUCCAAGUCCGUAGGUAAAGCUGGAAGCUUCUCCUGAUUCAUGUAGCUACAGGGGCUGGCAAACCAAAGAUCAACAAAUCAGACAGCAAACUUCUGGCUCACAGGCUGCCUAGGUCAACGAAUCCCAAGAUUGGCAAGUAAGCUGCUAGUUCAAGUCCUAGGAACCAGAGGUCAGGUGAACAGGAGUCAGCUGCAGAAUCCAGAGUGAGCAAAAGCCAGGGAGCUUAUAUAUCAGUGAGUCCACCUAUAUUGGCUGCUGGCCACACCCCCAAGGAAACACCCUUUCCACUGACUUGUUGCUCACAGCAGAUCUCAUCAUGAAGAUGACUACAUCAGAUCUCAUCCUGAAGGUGAUUACAUCACUACACAGCUGCCAAACUACAUCACAACUGCCAAACCACUGAGAAUCAUGGCCCAGCCAAGCUGACGUACAACCUCAACAUCACGGGUACUUACAAAUUUGUAGCAUGGAAGAAUACAGUCCUGGAAGACAGCAGAGCUGUCACUGGAUUGAGAAGACAGGAACUAGAAUUUUAGCCUACCAAAGCAGCUGGACUAGAGGGACAAAACCAUAAAGAUAAGGAAACUUCAGGGAAAUAAGCCCCAAAAUCUCUGUCCUAUUUCUCCUAAACUGUGCGUGCCAAAGGAAAGACUUCAAAAAACACAGCAGAAAGCAUGAGCUGGGAAGCUGUGGAGCUGAGCAGAGGUUUCAACAGCCAUUGGUGCUGGGAGACAGAGGGUGAAGUCCAAAGUCCUCCAAGGUGGAGUGACCCUGGUUUAAUAAAAUGAAAGCAAAAGAAAAAAGGCUUUCAGUUGAGGCUGUAGAUGGGCCACAUCAUCCUAGGAAUAAGUGCAAAACUGAAACAGUCCAGGCCAACAAAGGCUAACACUAACCCUUAACCAGAUUGAGGUGGCUUUCCUGUAUUAAUCUACCUACAACAUAUAUGAUACACAAUUUCUAGUAUCCAAACAAAAAUUAUAAAGUAAGCUAAGAAAAAGGACUAAGUGACUAAAACAACAAGAGAAAAAACAAAUGGUGAGUUCCUUGGUGUUAAGGAUUGAAUCGUGUCCCCCCAAAAUGUGUGUCGCUUGGCUAGGCCGUGAUUCCCAGUAUUAUAUGAUUGUCCACCAUGUUGUUACCUGAUGUGAUUUUCCUAUAUGUUGUAAAUCCUACCUUUGUGAUGUUAAUGAGUCAGGAUUAGAGGCAGUUAUGUUAAUGAGGCAGGACUCAAUCUACAGGAUUAGGUUGUACCUUGAGUCAAUCUUGUUUGAGAUAUAAAAGAGAGAAGCAUGCAGAGAAGGGGACCUCCCACCAUCAAGAAUGAAGAACCAGGAGGGAAGUGUGUCCUUCGGAUCCAAGGUUUCUGUGCUGAGAAGCUCCUAGACCAGGGGAAGGUUGAUGACAAGCACCUUCCCCCAGAGCUAACAGAGACAGAAAGCCUUCCCCUGGAGCUAACACCCUGAAAUUAGACUUUUAGCCUCCUAGACUUUGAGAGAAUAAAUUUCUCUUUGUUAAAGCUGUCUGCUUGUGGUAUUCCUGUUAUUGCAGCACUAGAUGACUAAAACACUUGGGUUUUCAUUCAGCUUCCUAUAUAUCCUCUUCUGGGUGCUAGAGAAGCCCACAGGCUGGAAAUAGCAAUGGGUGCAGACAAGAAGAGUCCCCAAGAUAAGCCUGAUCUCUCUAGUUGAAGAACUGGGACAGGGCAGCCUAGCAAGCCAGAAACCUUUUCACAAUCUCAUUCCUACUCCAGCCAAACGCAACAGAAAGGAAUCCUGCAGCGCCGUCCCCUUUGUCAGCAGAGGACAAGUGGGGAGCUUGAACUUCUACUCCUGCCUGGUGGUAAUGAGGUACCCCUUCCCCCCGCUCCAGCGUGGUGUCUCUGCAGGCCAAGAGGGGAUCCUGAGCUUCCACACCACCUGGGGGUUCCCUCUCUUCCCUCGAACUGUGGGAGUGUCAGAGGAUGCCUGCUAAAGCAGAAGGUUUAAAUAAAGAUCAAGAGUCUCAUAACAUAAUAUCCAAAAUAUCCAAAACACAAUAGAAAGUCACUCACCAUAUCAAGAACCAGGAAAAUCUCAACUUGAAUGAAAAAAAGACAACCAACAGACGCCAAUGCCAACAUGACACAAGUGUUGAAAUCACCCACCAGCCAGGCAGCCUUCUCUGUCCCCAGGGUUUGGUAACUGCUCCACCUCCUGCCCUUGCCCUAAAGACAGUAACGAUUACAUAUUACCAGCCCUAGAGUGCUGUACUAUCCCUUGUGACUUCACUAUUUUCUGCCCACAGUUUUGUAAAUAGCCCCUUUAUUAAAUCCUACCCAAAUGAUCCAGUUAGAGUAUGUUUCCUGCAGGGCUCAUGUAUAAAGACCUGACUAAUGCAUGAUUCUUUGAAAAGAUGAGCUCUGGACAGAAGAAAGAAGAGAUAAUAAAUAAACAAUCUUAGGAAUAAAAAGGGGGAAAGAAUACAGAUACAGCAUGGACUUUUAAAAACACUCUUAUACAAUGAACAAUAUUAUGCCAAUAAAUUUGAAAACUUACAAGAAAUGGACAAAUUCCUAGAAGGUAUAUAACUUAAAGAACAGCCUCGAGAAGAAACUGGGGAAGAACGGAAUAGAUCUACAACCAUUAAAGAAACUGAAACAAUGGUUUAAAAAGCUACCCAUAAAACAGCCUUCAGAUAUUUUAUUCAGCAAAUAUAAAUAUUUUUAAUUUUUGUUUUUUAAUCUGAUUCAACAAUCCUGUUUACCUGUCUGUACUUCUCACCCUAUGGUAAACUCUAAGAAGCCAUGGGUGGCAUCUGUCUUAUUCACUGCUGUACUCCAAAGCCUAGCACAAGGCCUGGUUGAACUAUGGCAGGAAAGCUAGAAAAUCUAGGGAACAUAUAAGACUUCAGACAAGGGCAGGUGACUUUCACAAAAGCUCCUAGGCCCCAAGUGAAACUUCAAACAGCCGGAGUGGGGCUGGGCUCUUGAAGAUUGAUCCCCGGUCCAUCUGCUUUGGUACUACUUGGUACAGGAAGUCCCUUAAGGAUGAAAAUCUUCAUGGAGAAAAGGCUCUUCCUAAGACCUGGUCUCUACAAUGACUUGAUAAAUAAAUCACUUCUGGAACACUGAUUGGCCCUUUUGUUAAAAUGCCAACGUAACUUACUAGGAAAUUCUUGAAAGAAACAGCUGCAUAACAUUACCACUUUCAAGCUACUUAACUUUUUCCCCCAGUCAUAUGGCUCUGUCCUAUAGAAAACUUUUGAAACAAGUAUUUUCUUUUGGAAGUACCAAGAAUCAUGGCCCUAUAAUCAUAACUUGCAUUUUGAUAUGGAGAACUUAGCUUAGUUUCUGUUUUUAUUUAGAAGUGCUGCAAAGUCAUGUGGGCUUCAGCUGAAUACAGGAUGUAGGCACAGAACCUAGGUCACUUAGGGGUUUGAUGAGCCUCAGGUGGCUCUUAGGUUUUGGCAACCGGCAGCACUGUAGUACCAGUGACUAUCAGGGUAGAUGAGCCUCAGGUGGGUCUUAGGUUUUGGCGACCAGCAGCACUGUAGUACCAGUGACUAUCAGGGUAGAUGAGCCUCAGGUGGGUCUUAGGUUUUGGCGACCAGCAUCUUGUUCCAAUUGGUUUUGUUUUGAUUUCACUCCUGCACUUCUGGAUCCAUUUUCAUGCAAUAGUACUAUUACUUUGAAGAUCUGGCUUAUAAAUUCAUAUGGAGUCACUCUCCAAUUAGAGCAGGGUAGCCAGCUUAAGCUCCCAGGACCCAGCCAAGGGCAAGCAUCCCCAGGUGGACCACUGGGAUUCACAAGUUCACUGCUCUGAAGCACCAAGUACUUGCUUGCUAAGCAACAGCCUCAGGAUCUGCCUGGGGCUUUCCUUUCCAAUUUGGUUGCAGCAAAAGCCUAGGGAUUAAAUUUUAUACAACCUCACAAAGUUCCUACGAAGGGUGUAGAAAACAGGGAUUCUCUUUUUAAAUAUCUACCCUCAAAUGGAGCGUUGCCACUAUAGUUUGCAGUCCCAAGUCCUGGCAUCCUUUGGAAACCAAUAAAUUGUACCCACAACCAUGGAUGGUUAGAGAUAUUGCUUGUUUCUCUGCCCCUUUCAAGGAUUUUCUAUCUCAUCAGAUUAUGUUCUCAGCUUCUACCAAGACGUAGUGGUCAACGGGUGCUGGCUCUUUAACAGGAGACUGGGGGAGGGGCUGAGCCUCUUAAAGCCAGAGGUGGCAAACAGGCCUUGACCCAGACUGCUGCAGACCAAGCUACGCAGGAUUGCCAGCGGCAGUCAGGUGGGGAGUGUCAGCACCAAGGUGGUUUGUGAAAUUCUCUCACUGGCACAGGUGGUGCCUGAGAUAUACUUCUCCAACUCCCAGUCCUGUCCCUCAUUUCUGCCCUUUGCAGGAUCCUCCCCUGGAGCUGGGCUGGGGAGGUUAGAGAAUGGGGGUUUAUGGCAGUCUGAGAGCCCAGGGUCUCACUCCUUGAGACCCUGGGCUAACAUUUUGCUGAGGAGGGGUGUCUCAGUAUCUUCCCUGUCCCAGGUUUACCUUCUUGAAGCUGACAGUGCUCUUUCACUGGAGAAAACUGCUGUGGAGGGUGUCUGCCAGCCUGCCAAGAUGAAAUGCCUUGAAGGCCCACGCUUAACCAACCAAGGACCAGGCAAGCACUGUGGCCCCCGGACUCCUGAGGAGGAGCUGGUGCCUGCCUCUCAACUGGAGGAGGAGGAGGAAGAAGAGGUAGAGGAAGAAAAGGAGGAGGAGGAGGAGGAGGAGGAUCUAGAUCCAGACUGGGCUCCAGACCCUGUGGUGGAAGAGAAUGACCUCGGGGAUCCAGCUGUGCUCAGCGCUGUCCAUAACACCCAGCAAGGACUUCGAGGCUCCUCCAGAAUCAAGGGCCCUGGAGUGCUGGGGAAGUCAUCCACCGCCUUUCAUUUUUUGUGGCAGACCCUGGACUACCUGUCACCAACCCCUUUCCAGCCUAAUGCCAGCUCUCCAGCGCGGCCCUUUGGACUUCGACUGCCCUCGUCAGACCCAUCUCUCUUCUACAGCCCACCGACCUCGUGGUCCCCUACGUUGAGUCCUCUGACCCAGCUCCACCCUUGGCACCAACGGAUCUUGCAGGAGCAGCAGCAGCGUGAUCAUAAGCUGAGGCCCCCAGCCAAGACACCUUGGUCUCAGCAACCAGACCCCUAUGCUAACCUCAUGACUCGAAAAGAGAAGGAGUGGGUGAUAAAAGUGCAAAUGGUUCAGCUGCAGAGUGAGAACCCUCACUUGGAUGACUAUUACUAUCAGGAAUAUUAUCGGAAACUAGAGAAGAAGCAGGCAGAUGAAGAGCUACUUGGGCAAAGGAGUGGGGUUGAAUCUCUCGAGCUGGUAACUCCUUACAUUCAGAAGGCAGAGACUUACGAGUCAGUGGUUCGAAUUGAGGGUUCCCUGGGCCAGGUAGCCGUAUCGACAUGUUUUAGCCCUCGCCGAGCUAUAGAUGCUGUGCCCCAUGGAACUCAAGAGCAGGAUACAGGGGCUGCAAACAGUCAGAGGCUUUGGGUAUUAUAUCGGAUUGAGAAGAUGUUCCUUCAGCUACUAGAGAUAGAGAAGUGCCAGAAAGAUGGGUUUCCACAGCCCUCAUCCUCUGAGCAGCAGAGCGUCCAGGUUGAGAAGCUCUUCCAAACUUUGGUGACCCAGGAACAGAAUAACCUGGAGGAGGCGGCCGACGGCUUCCUGCAGGUGCUGUCAGUGAGGAAGGGGAAAGCACUGGUGGCCCGGCUGCUCCCUUUCUUGCCAUGUGAUCGGGCUGUUAGCCUUCUUCUGGUUAUCACCCACCACCUGCCCUUCCUGAUCCGGCGGGAUGUGGCUGAUCAGACCCUACAAAUGUUAUUCAAACCUUUGGGCAAAUUUAUCAGUCACUUGACCUUCCAUGAACUCCUGCAAGGACUUCAGGGACUAAUGCUGCUACCGCAGGCCUCAGAAAAGCCGGUCACUGUGGUGCUUCAGAAUCAGUUUGGAAUAUCUUUGCUCUAUGCCCUGCUGAGUCAUGGGGAGCAGCUGCUAUCUCUGGAUUCUUCCCUAGAGGAACCCAAUACAGACCAUACACCUUGGACAAACAUGGUGGUUUUGAUUGCUUGGGAGAUAGCCCAGAUGCCUACAGCCUCUCUGGCAGAACCCCUAGCCUUCCCUAGCAACCUUGUUCCCCUGUUCUGUCGCCAUGUGGACAAACAAUUGGUACAGCAGCUGGAAGCCAGGACGGAAUUAAGUGAUGGCAGAAACAAGAUCAUAGCCCCUUGUUCAAGCUUAGUCUAGGUCUGUCGCUCCUCUCUACUACUUUCUUUUAAGCUGUGAGCGUGGAGGACAAACUGCUUUUAGAAGUAGUCCUAGAAACUCUGGUACUGAGUAACCAAUCCGGCCAAGUUAGGGCCCUGUGCCCAAGCCUUUUAAUUUAUUUCCAAGCACUUCGGUUAUUUUUCAUGUUAAGCUAUUUGAAGGCAAGAAUUAAUCUGAGAAACUGAAUUGUUUGUUCAUUCACUCAAAUGUUUGAGGGCCAACUAUCCUAGGAUAUAAGCAAGAACAAUAAUGGAAGUUGUUCUAAGAAUGGGAUUGUUUUUGCAGUUAAAAGCCGUUCUCUUCGUGGACUUGCCCGGACCUACUGCUCUGGUUCUGGAAUACACGUAUGUGGGAAAAGUUUGUCAAACACUAGCUGUGUGAGCUAUAUCUACAGGGAUCCAGGAAAAGGAUCUCAAGACGUUUCCUAUGCCUUGAUAUAUCGGAGGACCCUGCCCAAAACAUUUUUGUGUUUCUUCAAAACCCUGAAUGAUGUACCUAAAAAGCAGGCAUGGCAAAAAGUAUAAUUAAAGAGA
Molecule: messenger RNA, 6902 nt
Organism: Loxodonta africana (African savanna elephant)
Lineage: Eukaryota; Metazoa; Chordata; Mammalia; Proboscidea; Elephantidae
Gene: PATL2
Product: PAT1 homolog 2
Exons: 14
Coding region: 4669-6348 (559 amino acids)
Biological process (GO): deadenylation-dependent decapping of nuclear-transcribed mRNA; P-body assembly
Cellular component (GO): P-body
Molecular function (GO): RNA binding
Source: RefSeq, a predicted model, not a curated record